This is a messenger RNA of Cylicocyclus nassatus, 1774 nucleotides long. The record is from the annotation of a GenBank genome assembly. NCBI's taxonomy places the organism in Eukaryota, Metazoa, Nematoda, Chromadorea, Rhabditida, Strongylidae.
UAGACUGGCUGGUAACAUUCCUUCUAUGCAUGUAUGGAGUUGCGUUUCCCUUACUGUACCUUGAACUUGCUUUGGGCCAGUACACUCAUUCUUCUGUUCUCUCAAUUUUUGAUCGUAUCGCGCCUAUUGGUUUUGGAAUUGGAGUUUCUGCUUUAUGGGCAGUUUUGAUGAGUGUGAUAAUUGGGUCUUACUUUCAAGAAGUUGUGCUGACCCUCUUCUACGCCUCUUUUGACUUGUUCACAACUGAACUGGCCUACGACAAUUGUGUGGGGAGGUGGUGUAGAGCAAAUUGCCAGAAGAUUAAAAGGAGGUGUGAGGAACUAGGCGAGGCUGGUCAUCUAGAAGGCUACUCAUACUCUGAGGAUUUUGACACGACAAGACACUCGUACAUUGGCGUUGGAGAUACAUGCGUUCACAACGAAAUCAAAUAUUGGAACAAAGUCUACACAGAUGGGCAAGGCUCCUUUAUCCACAGUCUGCCAGAAUUGCAUUUUAGUCAUGCUUAUUUCGAAAACUACACCACGCUCGAGCUGUAUUCGUGGCCACAUGUGUCUUCACUGGCAUCAGCUAUUACAGCUGCGUGUGCAAUGGCUUAUAUCCUUUCCCUUAGAAGACGUUGGGUUGCUUAUAUAGCCUACAUCUACAUGUCCUUGAUGUUCACGGUAACAGUUUCGAUAGUGGUGAUAUACGCGUACAUGGAUCCACCGGAUUACCCUACGUCUCAUGUUUUUGAGAAGCCUUUGAAAUUCUUUAACACCGAAACUUGGUUGACUGCGAUAAUUAUGGCGUGUCUGUGUUUGCGACUUGGCUAUGGUGGUAUGAUCUAUUUAGGUUCUCAAAAUUCAUUCCACAACAAUGUUCAGACGGAUGCGAUGGUGAUCACGAUCAUAGUCUCGUUUAUUUAUGUAUCACAGGCCAUGCUUCAUGCACUCGUGAGAGAUGCGUUUCUUCUUGAAGCAAUGGGAGGCGAUCAUCAAGUAUUUCUUGCUACGGUCCAAGCAGCGAAUGACUUCACGCUCAAAUCAAAUCGUGCCGGUACGAAGCUUAUAGCUCUAUUUGCGGCCUCUUUUGAAACUUUUCGCAACAUGCACGCACCUCUGGUGAUGCUUCUCGCAGUUUUCGGAUUUUUCUCCGCUCUAAUUAGAAAGAUGAUAUGCGUUGAUGUCAUCUACACGGCGUUGAUGGAUUAUUGGAGUUUUGUGCAAUCCAAGGAUAUACGAUCAUCGGUUAUUAUUCUCAUCUGCCUCUGCUCGACGGUUCUCGGCUUCAUUAGCUAUUGCGUGAAUUGUUUCGUAAUUGAUAUCAGCAUGGAGACGAUCGUCCUUCCGAAUGUCACUUGCAUUCUUAUUCUCGCAGAGUUAUUUGUGGUAUGCGGUCUAUAUGGAACAAGACGGUUCUCCAACAACAUUUCCACCAUGAUUGAAGGAAAACUAUCGGCCAUAGGAGGAGAAAACUGGGUCAAUCAGAUCACGGGCUUUAUAACGAUGGCAAUGUUGAAAGCUGUGAUUCCAGUAGCGAUCCUGUACGCUUUGAUCACAUACAUGGGAGCCGAUCGAACCAACAUGCAGUUCUACGAUGUAAUGUGGCAGUGCGUGCUGUUAAGUCCCAUAGGGAUUUGUGCGAUAAUAAAGGUUGCUUACUUUUAUCGACACAGAAUGAGUUACUGGCGAUUGUUUAUGCCCGACACAGAACUCUGGGGUCCAAGAGCGACAGCCAACCGUCUCUUGGCCGAGAAAAACGAGAAGCUUGUUCGGUAUUAGUCUUGUGCAUUGAG